Molecule: messenger RNA, 3167 nt
Organism: Lucilia sericata (common green bottle fly)
Lineage: Eukaryota; Metazoa; Arthropoda; Insecta; Diptera; Calliphoridae
Gene: cu
Product: nocturnin
Exons: 6
Coding region: 193-2730 (845 amino acids)
Molecular function (GO): 3'-5'-RNA exonuclease activity
Source: RefSeq, a predicted model, not a curated record
CAUUUACGAGUUGCGAAAUAGCAAUGGUGUGAUAAUUGUAAAAAGUGAGCACAAUUUAGUAUGGAAAACUAAUUUUUAAAUUCGGAAUAAAUUAUUAACGUCUUCACUAUAAAAUGCUACAAAAAUAACCAGUGAAAAAAGUUAUAUAUAAUAUACACCACAAUAUAAAUCGCUAACUUAAAACAUACAAAAAUGCAGUCUCAUCAAGAUAAUUUCGGCACGGAAGCCCUAAAGAAUCGCGGGCAUCGACGUUCUGAUACUUUAGGAAAAUCUAUGCCAAUAACAUCACUACUCCUCAAUUAUACACCGUCUAGAUUACAAAUAACGGAUAAUAUACGUAGCGAUGCCGGCAUAGGUAAUAUCUCGCCAACACAACAAGAGCUACCGCCCUUGUACUUUCCCAUACAUGAAAACUCACCCAAUCGUGAUGUUGAAAAUUUGAAAAAUUCCUCAGAGCAGCAGCUACUAAAUUUGGAUACUGACGAUGAAGUGGAAAUUUUAGAACAGGACUAUGAAAUCUUAGUAUCGGAAUGCAGCAGCAGCAAUGGUGAUUGUGAUCAAGAAGGAGAUCGUCGAAAGUCCAACUCAGAGGAAUAUAUUUCUCUCAUAGGAAAUUCUAAAUUUUAUACACCCUGCUUGACCUGUGUUGGCUCAGCACCCACUGAAUUGACCGCCCGGCCAAGUGCUAUAAAUGAAAUGUGCAGACGUUUAUGUACCGAAGAAUGCCGUUUGCGCCUAAGUUUGGCAGGCUUGGUUACACCAUCUGAGAGGAUUUUAAAUAAUCAAGAAUUGUUGAGUGAAUAUGUAAAGAGUUCUAUGGAGAAGCCUAUUGAUGAAAUUUAUGAUACACCUCCACAAUUACCUCCUCGACCGGUAAGGAGUGUAGAUAAAGAGGAAAUGUUACCAUUGGCUACUAAACCACCAGCACUGCCCUUAAGACCUCCCGGUAAUAUAGCCAUACAGCGUAAGAAAUUUCUUACCGACAUUUUAAUGCAAAAUGCCAACAUGAGCAGCGAUGAUGAGGAUUUGGAUAAGCAACAACCACCUAAGGAAUUGCUGGACAUAGUGACCAGUAUAGUUGUGCCACCAGCAUCACCAUUAAACAAAUUAUCACCUAAUGUCGACGAUGCAGGAGAAACGCAUACAAACAUACAAAUUGAUCCACACGAAUUGAAAAUGCUCAAGGAUUUUCGUGAGAAAUUUGAAAUUGCGGAAGCACUUGCCAAGACCUCGGCAAUGACCUCAACAUCAAAAAUAAAACAACGUCUGGCCGCUCGUAAACUGGAAAUUGAAAUGGAGAAUGCUAAAGCAAUAGCGGCGGCAACAAAACAUGAAAAUAAAUCUGAGAAUACACAUGCAUCCACCAUCAGCACCACCACCUUGUCUGCCGGAGGAGUAGAUGACAACGGCAAACAACAAACUGGUCUAGACGGCAACGAUGUUGGCGUUAAAUGUAAUGAUGAUGAUGACGAUGAUAAUAAUGGCAAAGACGAUGUGCAAGGUGUGCCCGAUGCCGUUACAACACAAAAUUUGACUCACAAAACUCUAGACACUGUGUCUCCGUACUACGAUAAUGACUAUGAACCACCACGCGAAUUACUACUCUACCUUGUAAGAAUGGGUUCAUUUAAUUCGGCCCCAAAAAUAAAUAAUUCCGAUUCGCAAGAUGAUAGUCUAGUGAUACCCAAAGGUCUAAGCACUCCAGAGCUUCUGCAACAUUGCAAACAUUUACGUGGUGAGAAUCAGCCGCCGCUACUAACACGUUUCUUUUUGAAACCCUUGUCUACACUUUCUGCUCAAAUGGUUUCAUCAGAUUUAACAGAUGGUUUGCGUUGUCUCAAAUUAGAUACUGUAUCUCGAGUAUGCAGUGCCCCCAUAUCGGAUCCAAAUCAUAUACGUUUGUUGCAAUGGAAUCUUUUAUCACAAACUCUUGGUCAAAAUAAUGAUGGCUUUGUGCGAUGUCCCGAAGAGGCUUUAACUUGGGAAAAUCGUAAAUUCCUAAUAGUACAAGAAAUUUUACAAAAUAAUCCCGAUAUAAUAUGCUUACAGGAAGUGGACCAUUACAAAUUCCUUCAAAAUAUUUUGGGUACACAAAACUACGAAGGCAUUUUCUUUCCUAAACCUGACUCACCUUGUCUCUAUAUUGAAGAGAAUAAUGGACCCGAUGGCUGUGCCAUUUUCUAUAAACGCGAUAAAUUUGAAUUGAAGAAUUUCGACACACGCAUUUUAGAAGUUUGGCGUGUUCAAAGUAAUCAGGUAGCCAUAGCGGCCAAUUUGAAGAUUAAAGCAACUGGUCGUGAAAUUUGCGUAUGCACUACACAUCUUAAGGCUCGUCAUGGUUCAUUACUUUCGAAACUUCGCAAUGAACAAGGUCGUGAUUUGAUACGUUUCGUUAAACAAUUUGCUGGUGAUCGUGCUGUACUGUUGUGUGGGGACUUUAAUGCUGAACCCAUCGAACCUGUUUAUUCUACCAUUUUGAAUUGUGAAUUUUUGAAAUUAUCCAGUGCCUAUUCGGAUAUACGAGCUGAAAGUGAUGAAUGCAAUAAUGAGAAUAUCACCAAGGAUAAAUUAGACAAUUGCGAUAAAGUGCAAAAGUCCAUACAAAAUGAGCCGCCAUACACCACCUGGAAAAUACGUGAAGAUGGCGAAGUAUGUCAUACAAUAGAUUAUGUUUUCUAUACCAAGGACAAUUUGAAGGUAAAAAAAUUGUUUAGAAUUCCCACAAGGUGAUGAAAUUGGUAAAAAUCGCACACCCAGCUUCCAGUAUCCCUCGGAUCAUUUCUCUUUGAUUUGUGAUUUUGAAGUUAUAGAUCAGCAGCCUAACGAUGCCUCAGAGGAGAAAAGUAAAACUCAAUGAGUUGUAGAGAAGAGUGAAUUAAAUUUUUUUACGUUUUAAGUUUAAAACAAAGGGAAUGAAAGAAUCGAAGUAGAAUAAGGAUUUUAUGUUUAUUUGAUUUUUAUUUUCGACUACAUCACAUACUUUACUUACUACCGCAAACAAUAAUACAAAGACACCCUACAUAAAUACAAACCGUCAAACACAAACAUACAUCCACACAGAUGCAGAUUCACUCUUACAAAUUGUGAUAUUAGUUUUUAGUUACAUACCUAUUCACAUACAUAUUUACUACAUAAUUGAUACAUUGAAACAAGUACAUAUGGCUACA